Molecule: messenger RNA, 2834 nt
Organism: Thunnus maccoyii (southern bluefin tuna)
Lineage: Eukaryota; Metazoa; Chordata; Actinopteri; Scombriformes; Scombridae
Gene: samd1b
Product: sterile alpha motif domain containing 1b
Exons: 7
Coding region: 291-2243 (650 amino acids)
Molecular function (GO): DNA binding; protein binding
Source: RefSeq, a predicted model, not a curated record
GAUCUGAUCGAGACUGCGAACAAAGAACAUAUCUCUGAUGCGCCAGAGCGAGCCAAUUCCACCUUAAAUGCCAUUCGCGUCUGUGGCGGGGACCUAGGCGCCAUCUUCGGUCCACCUUAAGCGCACAAUGUGGCCAACAAACGCAAGCGUACCAGCCAGGCUUCCGUCCUCAUUCUCCAGCCGGGGAUCGCACUCUGGCUUCCCAGCUUUUGACACAGCGUCACUUGUGAAACAACAGAGGGGAAUAAAGACGCACUCGGGCCAAACCCCAUCCGCACCAGCAGGAGAAGAUGUCCGAGCCCAAUAAGUACCGAGAGUGGAUCCUGGAAACAAUCGACUCUCUCCGCUCGAGGAAAGCUCGUCCGGAUCUCGAGAGGAUUUGUCGAAUGGUCCGGAGACGACACGGGUCAGACCCGGACCGAACCAGGACAGAACUGGAAAAACUGAUUCAAGAGCAGACUGUGCUCAAAGUUAGCUACAAAGGGUCCAUAUCGUACCGAAACGCGGCGAAGGUGCAGAGGAAAAGCAGAAAGAAGAUUGAGUUUACGGCCGCUGGCAGCAGCAGCAGCAGCAGCAGCUCCAGCGCGGAGGCAGCGAGGGAGCGGACCAAACACGACCAUCUGAACAACAACGGCGACAGUGCGCACAGCUUCACCGACCAGGAGGAGGACUCUGAGCCCAGCCCAGAUCCUCACACUCAAACAUCAACCAACACCACCACCACCGACAAGAAGCUCAAGUCUGCCUCCAGCCCGAGUAGCGGAAACGUGAGUCUCAGUUGUGGCGCAACAACGGGCUGCGCUGUCGGGAGCGGCUGUAAAGAGGAGAAAGCAAGUGCAUCGAGAGACAAGGGAUUAGGACACCAGGGAGUGGGGGACUGCCCGUCGCCCGGUCACGGCCACAGAGCAAGCGCGCACGACGGCGGUGAUGCCAGCGGGACAACACCGAGCAGAGGCGAUGCAGUUCAGGGAGGAAAGCAGCCAGGUUUGUCCGGAGCUGACACCCAGAACAAAACUUGCCCAGGAAGCGUCAGCAGCCUCCCUCAGCAGAGGCAGAAGCAGACUGUGUCCCUCCAGCCCAAACUUCGAGUCGGAGGAGGAGGCACCAAAACAACGGGGAACCACGCCAACAACUCCGACCUGGGCGACAGAUUGGUGGCUUCUGUUCGCAGCCUGUCCGAGAGGAGCCUCCGAGGGGGCUCCGCCGCCGCGGCCAGAGGCCACAUGAAGCCGCUCGGGCUGAAGGAGAUUUUGGGCUAUCUGAGCAGUCAGGAGCGGCUCUCAGAGGAGAAGCUGACCCGAGGCAAAGUCAAAGUGGUCAUGGAGAAGGAGGUGGCGAGAGGCCGGCUGCGCAGGACCCGCUGCGGGAACAUUACUCUUCCUCUGAGGGGGAUGGUGGUGGAGGAGCCGAUGCCGAAGAAUGCGUCCGCUGGCAGACCUGUAAAGAGCGCACUGCAGGACAAGCACUCCGCGAAAAAGGAGAAUGAGCCCAUGGAAACAGCCAGUGAAGAAGAAGAACGGGGAGAGAAUGAGGAAGAGGAGGAGGAGGAUCACAGGAGUUCUGAUGAGGAGGGAGGACUAUCCCCGGUAGUCAUGACAACCGAACCAGGCCUCAUUGGGAAAACCACAGAAGAUGCUGAGAACCAGACAGCAUCGAAGCCGGAAAGCCCCCAUCAGGAGCAGGAGUGUGGCAAAGGGAUGGAUUCCCCCACCAGGAUAUUGUGUCCGCCUGUUCACGGAGCUUCUCUGUCACCAUGUAUCAGUGCACAUCCAGAGGAGAGACCCAUCACCACUGAGCAGUUACAUUUGGAGGCACAGAAUCAGAUGCAGUCAGGCAGAAUCAACCACACCUCCUCGGGCUUUAACAGCUUGGAUUGUAAGACAGAGGUCGGCGUGUCGUCCUGCCUGCUCACACCCACGGCCUCCCCGAGAGACUCUGGCCUGUCUGAGGAACGAGGGAUGAACGGAGGAGUUAAUAGUGGAGGGUUCAUCAAGUCUGAGGGUGCCAGUGGAAGCCCAGUGGACUGGACAGUGUCUGAUGUGGUCAGUUAUUUCACAGCAGCAGGUUUCCCCGAGCAGGCUGCUGCCUUCAGGACCCAGGAAAUCGAUGGAAAGUCCCUUCUCCUCAUGCAGCGUAAUGAUGUUUUGACUGGCCUGUCAAUCAGGCUCGGCCCUGCCCUCAAGAUCUAUGAGCGUCACGUAAAGGUUUUGCAGAAAACACACUUUGAGGAUGACGACUGCUAACGAUACACGGAAUACAGAGACUGUUAUGUUUAUAUCUACAUAUAGUGCAAUUAAUCAUAUAAAAAUGCAUGCAUGAUAUAAAAUACACUUUUUUAUCUCAUGUCCAACAACACACACACACACACACACUUCUUCCUGGCCCUCUGCAGCUGCUCUGGUUGAUGAACAACUAAAAACAGACAUUUUAAUAUGCAGAGGUCCAAAAACAGUCAUGCAAUUUCUCUCUUUUUUAAAAAAAAAAAAUUUACAACAAUCAAGCACUUUGCAAUUUCUCGAUUAAACUGUGCGAGUGGUUUUGUUUUGAUGUACUGUUAUUUCGUGCUGAACUUUUAUGCACGUUUUGAAAGAGGUCGUGGUGAUUCUGUAUGGAGGUAAAUUCCGUUUUUUUUGUCUUUCGAGGCUGUGUUACGAGGGUUUUUUUCUCGCUGCGGGUGCGUGUCUGUCCGUACACACAUACUGCAUGUGUGUGAACAGCAACAAAUUACAAGAUGACCAGAUUAAAGAGGUACUGCACACUUCAACGUGUUUUUUGAGCUGUAAACUAAAUUUUGUGACUCCACUAUGAUGAAACACAUCAAUGCUGGUGUUAAU